UAAGGGAGUCAGCUGACAACCGGUGACUUGGCAAAGCGUGGGGGCGGCAUCACAUCCCCACUGACAGGAGUGUGGCAGGAGGUGCAGGGCUCACAGUGGCAGGUGGAACGGUGGCAGCUGGACGCACAGGCUUUCUCCUCUGAAGCUUUACUGCAUUCUCCAAUCAUGGCAGUUCCAGACAACCUUACCAAAAUUUUCAAGUAUGUUGAUGACAACAAGACACGCUUUAUUGAUGUGCUGCGAGAGGCAGUAGCUAUAGAGUCAGUUUCUGCUUGGCCACAUAAGCGGGGCGAGAUACAGAAGCAGAUGGAAUGGGCCAAGACAAGGCUGGAGGCUCUCGGUGCCAAGUGUCAGCUGCAUGACAUUGGCCUUCAGACUCAACCGAAUGGAAGCAAGAUUCCACUACCACCUGUUCUCUUUGGCCAGCUGGGUACUGAUCCCAAGAAAAAAACACUGUGCGUCUAUGGUCAUCUGGAUGUACAACCUGCACUACUGGAGGAUGGUUGGAGUACUGAGCCUUUUGUCUUGACUGAGAAAAAUGGAAAGCUAUAUGGUCGUGGUUCAUCUGACGACAAAGGUCCAGUCAUAGGCUGGAUACAUGCAGUUGAAGCAUACCAGAAGACAGGCCAGACAGUUCCAGUCAACAUUAAGUUUGUGUUUGAGGGCAUGGAAGAAUCAGGCUCUGAAGGUCUUGAAGAUCUUCUUAAAGCACAAAAAGACAAAUUUUUGGCUGGAACCGACUAUGUUUGCAUCUCUGACAACUACUGGUUAGGCAAGAGCAAGCCCUGCAUCACUUAUGGUCUACGUGGUAUCUGCUACUUCUGCAUUGAGAUUGAAUGCUGUACCAAGGACUUGCAUUCAGGUGUGUUUGGAGGAACUGUGCAUGAGGCCAUGGCCGACCUUGUCUACUUAAUGAACACACUCCUGGAUAAUAAGGGCAACAUUCAGAUUCCUGGCAUAAUGGAUGAAGUAGUACCAGUAACAGCUGAAGAAGAAAAACUGUAUAAGAAUAUUGAUUUUGAUGUGGAAGACUAUCGUAAUGACCUGGGACACGGGCGACUGGUUCAUGGCAAGGACAAGAUUAAGACUUUGAUGGCAAGGUGGAGGAACCCUUCCCUCUCUCUUCAUGGUAUUGAGGGAGCAUUCAGUGAGCCUGGAGCUAAAACAGUCAUCCCCAAAAGGGUCAUUGGUAAAUUUAGUAUUCGCAUUGUUCCUAACCAGACCCCCGAGUCUGUCUCAAAGGUGACCAUUGACUACCUAAACAAGCAAUGGCAAAAGCGCAACAGUCCAAACAAGAUGAAGGUAAUAGAGCUGGAGGGCAGUUCUCCAGCUUGGAGUGCAGAUCCAAGCCAUGGUAACUUCCAGGCUGGCAGGAGAGCCACUCAGUUAGUAUAUGGGGUUGAGCCAGACCUCACCAGAGAAGGUGGCUCAAUUCCUAUUACAAUAAAUCUCCAGGAGGUGACUGGAAAGAAUGUGAUGCUGCUGCCCAUGGGAGCUUGUGAUGAUGGAGCUCACUCCCAGAAUGAGAAGAUCGACAUAAGGAACUACAUUGAGGGGACAAAACUUUUGGCUGCAUACAUACAUGAGGUAGCCCAACUGUAACCAGUUAUCACUGCUUCCCACAUCUCCAGUAAAGGUGGUCAUUACAGUUCUAACUAAAAUAUGAUGUCUCUACUAAUAGGAAUUUAUAAUUUAUUUGAUUUAGAUGUAAUGCAGAAUUUUUUCUGACAUACUUUUGGGGAGAGAAUUGACACCUAUUGUAAUCUAAAUAAUGUUGUAAUGCUUCAGCUUAUCAAAGUAUCAAACUUUAAAGUACAAAAAUCUUUGAGUUCCUGAUUGCCACAUCAAUUGGUAGCAGGUCUUUAGGAGAGAGUUCCCACCACUACUAUCCUGAAAUAGUUUUUGAGGAGUAAAUUUUGUAAGUACACCCUGUAUAGUUGAGGAUUUUGACAUUUAAAAUUGUUUCUUUUAAAACCAGUAUAAUUUCUCAAUGGAAAUACAGUACCAUUUCCAUAAAGUAAAUCAAUGUUUAUAAAGGAGGGGUGACCCUUUAAUAAUUUUAA
Messenger RNA from Homarus americanus (American lobster), 2063 nucleotides. RefSeq names its product cytosolic non-specific dipeptidase-like (gene Cndp2). Lineage: Eukaryota; Metazoa; Arthropoda; Malacostraca; Decapoda; Nephropidae. Bases 166 to 1602 code for a protein of 478 amino acids. The record is from RefSeq and is a predicted model, not a curated record. The transcript has 11 exons. Gene Ontology annotation, biological process: proteolysis. Gene Ontology annotation, molecular function: metallodipeptidase activity.